AACCACCAGCUUGCAGCCAAAAAUAGGUGCUGGGUUCUCCCUCUUUUUUCCCAUAUAUAAGCUUGAACCCUGUGAUAGGUUCUCACUCUGCUUCUGACUCAAGAAGAUAAGACGAUUUCCUUCAUCAAGCAUUGAAAGCUUCUAACCAGAAUGAAGAUCAUCAUCUUAACGUUUUGCCUGAUUGGGGCAGUUUUUACCAAAUCCAUUUCUUUUAACGGCGUCGCUGAGUCAAGUGAAUCAAGCGAAUCAGCUCAGACUGGAGGUUCAUAUAAUCCACAGCCCUAUCAACAUUACAACCACCAGGACCAACACCAGACUGGAGGUUCAUAUGAUCCCCAAACCUAUCAACAUUACAACCACCAUUACCAACAACAGAGCUCCGAAGAAAAUCGCCAACACCAAGCUCAGACUGGUGGAGCAUAUGAUCCACAAUACUAUCAACAUUACAACCCCCAGAACCAGCAACAGAGCUCUGAAGAAAAUCACCAACACCAAACUGGAGGGUCAUAUGAGCCCUACCCCUACCAACAUUACAUCAACCAGUACCAACAACAGGCUCACGCCGGAGGUUCAUAUGAUCCACACUAUCAAUAUUACCUCCAACAGUACCAGUACCAUCUGAGUCGGGAUCCAUAUUAUGCCAGUCAUACGCACCGAGCUGCAGGCCAGUCAGAUGAGCAUCGAGAGCACCCUGGCGAGACCAGUGACAGCACCAGCGAGGAAGCAGACACAAGCAGCAUCACUAGCCACACAGCUGUUGAAAGCCAUGACAGCACCAGCAGUGACAGUAAUGAAGCCAGUUAUCAAAGCCAUUCCAUCCAGGGAGCAGGAGAGAGUGAUACAGCUGACGGCAGCGACAGCACCAGCCAUGAACGCAGUCAGACUGAGGACAGCACAAGCAGCGAAAGCACGGAGUCCAACGAGACCACCAGUGACACAAAUAAGGGUAGUGAUAGCAAUGAUGUCAAUGAAAGUGCCAACAGUGACAGCCAUGAGUCCAGUCAAACCAGUGUCGACAUCCAUGCUGUCACGACCACAUUGGUGAGCAACGUGAUUGACAGCAGUCAGACCAGCAAGGGUAGUCACGGAACCAGCAGUGAAAGCAGUGAAACUCAUGAUAGCACAAGCCAUGAAAGCAACGAAGGAGACAACAGUGGUGAGAGUGCCAGUGAUGAGAGCACCAGUAGGGUCAGUAACGUCCCUAGUAGUGAUAUAUACAAAACAGUUAAGGCCGAAGUACUCAGCUAUCGGAUGAAGAUUGCACAGAUCAAUGAUGUGGUUGACAACAGUGACAGCAGCAGUGAAGAAACCAGUGUAACAAGCAUGCCCACCAGUGACACUGGUAAGGCCAGUGGCAGAACCAGUCAUGAAAGCAGUGAAUCCACCGACACCGCCAGUCAUGAAAACAGAGGAACCAGUCACAGUCAAGAAAGCAAUGAAUCCAGUGACACCACCGGUGAUACAAGUAAUGGAAUCUUUAAGAGCAGUGACACACUCGGGCAUGUAAGCACUGAAUCCAGUGAUACCACCAGUCAUGAAAGCAAUGAAUCCACUGACACUGGCAGUCAUGAAAGCACUGAAUCCAGCGAAACCACCAGUCAUGACGGCAGUGAAUCCAGUGACACCACCAGUCAUGAAAGCAAUGAAUCCAGUGACACCAGCGGUUAUGAAAAGAGUGGAAUCAUUAAGGCCAUUGACACUCUCGGGCAUGUAAGCACUAAAUCCAGCGACACCAACAGUCAUGAAAGCACUGAAUCCAGCGACACCACCAGUCAUGAAAGCACUGAAUCCAGCAAAACCACCAGUCAUGAGGGCAGUGAAUCCAGUGACACCACCAGUCAUGAAAGCAAUGAAUCCAGUGACGCCAGCGGUUAUGAAAAGAGUGGAAUCAUUAAGGCCAUUGACACUCUCGAGCAUGUAAGCACUAAAUCCAGCGACACCAACAGUCAUGAAAGCACUGAAUCCAGCGACACCACCAGUCAUGAAAGCACUGAAUCCAGCGAAACCACCAGUCAUGAGGGCAGUGAAUCCAGUGACACCACCAGUCAUGAAAGCAAUGAAUCCAGUGACGCCAGCGGUUAUGAAAAGAGUGGAAUCAUUAAGGCCAGUGACACUCUCGAGCAUGCAAGCACUAAAUCCAGCGACACCACCAGUCAUGAAAGCACUGAGUCCAGCGACACCACAAGUCAUGAAAGCACUGAAUCCAGCGACACCACCAUCCACGACAACGGUGGAACCACUAAGGCCAUUGACAGUACCAGCCAUGAAAGCAGUGACACCAGCAGUCAUGAAAGCAGUGAAUCCAGUGACACCAGCAGUCAUGAAAGCAGUGAAUCCAGUGACACCAGCAGUCAUGAAAGCAGUGAAUCCAGGGACACUAGCAGUAAUGAAAGCAGUGAAUCCAGUGGAACCAUGAGUCAUGAAAGCAGUGAAUCCAGUGACACCACCGGUUCUAAAGAGAGUGGAAUCGUUAUGGCCAGUGACAUUACCAGUUAUAAAACCAUCUACACCACCAGCUAUAACAACGGUGGAACCACUAAAGCCAGUGACAGCACUAGCCAUGAAAGCAGUGAAUCCAGUAAGUCCAGUGACCAUACCAGUCAGGAAAGCAAUGAAUCCGGCCAGGAAAGCAGUGAAGCCAAUGACAGCACCAGUCAUGAAAGCAGUGAAGCCAGUAAGUCCAGUGACCAUACAAGUCAGGAAAGUAAUGAAUCCGGUGGCAGGACCAGUCACAAAAGCAGCGAUGUGCAUGAAAAUAAAGGCACAGACUGUCAGAAUGGGGUAGAGAGCUGCGAGAGUGAGGAGUAUUUCUUCCAGGACAUCGGCGAUGACGCCCACUACUCAGUGGACCAUCUGAUGGUGCCAGAUGAAGAUGACAUGGAGUUACGCCUGCGGAGAAGAUGACCUCACCUCUCCCAGAUUAACUUCACCACUAUUGAAUAAGCUGUCUGAACAUAUUAGGUGGACUAUAAGAUCUUUUUUUAACUUUUGAAUGUUAAUUUGGGCAUCAUAAUGUUACCUGAUGUGUGUGAGUGUGCAUGUGUGCGUGUGUAUGUGUGUGUGUGCUCCAGU
Molecule: messenger RNA, 3072 nt
Organism: Dunckerocampus dactyliophorus (ringed pipefish)
Lineage: Eukaryota; Metazoa; Chordata; Actinopteri; Syngnathiformes; Syngnathidae
Product: dentin sialophosphoprotein-like
Exons: 11
Coding region: 151-2904 (917 amino acids)
Source: RefSeq, a predicted model, not a curated record